Molecule: messenger RNA, 3174 nt
Organism: Suhomyces tanzawaensis NRRL Y-17324
Lineage: Eukaryota; Fungi; Ascomycota; Pichiomycetes; Serinales; Debaryomycetaceae
Product: cleavage polyadenylation factor subunit
Exons: 1
Coding region: 163-3030 (955 amino acids)
Biological process (GO): mRNA 3'-end processing by stem-loop binding and cleavage
Cellular component (GO): mRNA cleavage and polyadenylation specificity factor complex
Molecular function (GO): RNA binding
Source: RefSeq, a predicted model, not a curated record
GCUGUCUCCUGCAGAAAAUGGGCUUAUCAAUAGCUAUACAGGUGAAUCUUCAUCUAGUUCUGAAACCCGUUAUGACCCAGUUAUCUGGCAAGUUCAAAAACUUUGCACGUGACCUUUGUAUAUCUUUCUUUUUCAACAUACAUCGCCAUCUAACAACCGCCAAUGUUCACCUUCACACUAAUAAGCCCCAAGGAGAAUGACCUCUCCUUCAAGGCUUCCUACAUCACGUUCGAUGGUGAGUUCAAAAUAUUGGCAGACCCUGUUUGGAAUGGGAAAGACCCCGAUUCGGUCUUGUUCAUAGAGAAGUAUCUUCGUGAGGUACAGGUCAUUUUACUAUCACACUCCACCCCAGAGUCCCUAAGUGGAUACAUUUUGUUAUGUGUGAAGUUCCCUGUGCUUAUGUCAUCUAUUUCAGUCUACUCUACGUUACCUGUCAACCAAUUGGGAAGAAUAUCCACGGUGGAGUACUAUAGAACCAACGGUGUCCUUGGACCAUUAAGCUCAUCCAUAUUAGAGUUAGAUGAUAUCGAUGAGUGGUUUGAUAAAGUCAACAUAGUCAAAUACCUCCAAACGACCACUUUGCUGGAAAGCAAAGCCGUAAUCACUCCAUAUAAUUCUGGACACACCUUGGGAGGGACCUUCUGGUUGAUAACAAAGAGACUAGACAAAGUCAUUUACGCUCCAGCGUGGAACCAUUCGAGAGAUCUGUUUUUGAACAACGCAGACUUCUUGUCUGCCGCCACAGGUGCUCCUAUUCCGUCCUUGUUGAGACCCACCGCCUUCAUCACCAGUUCGGAUGUUGGUUCUUCAAUGCCACACAAAAGGAGAGUGGAAAAGUUCUUACAGCUUGUUGAUGCAACUUUAGCAAAUGGUGGUUCGGUACUUCUUCCAACAACCCUUUCGGGAAGAUUCUUUGAAUUAUUCAGACUUGUUGAUGAACAUUUACAGGGAGCCCCUAUUCCUAUCUAUUUCAUAUCAUACUCUGGGACUAAGAUUUUGAGUUAUGCAUCAAAUCUUGUAGACUGGAUGUCCUCCAGCUUGAGAGAGUGGAGUGGUGGAGGUGGUGAUGAAACCAACUUGCCAUUUGACCCGUCAAAGGUUGAUUUGUUAGGAGACCCAAAUGAAUUAAUCAAGUUAUCUGGGCCAAAGAUUAUUUUCUGUUCAGGUAAUGACUUGCGUAAUGGAGAAUUGUCCUCACAAGUAUUUCAACAUUUAUGUCAAGACGAGAAAACCACCAUUUUAUUGACCGAACGGUCUCAAUUCGGUGUUGAUAAUACUUUGAGUUCAAUCUUGUACAAAGAAUGGUAUGACUUGACAAAGAAAAAGAAUGGUGGAAAAGUUGAAGAUGGUAUAGCAGUACCAUUAGAGAGAAAAGUCUCAAUUAGUGACUGGACCAGAGAAGAACCAAUUAACGGGGCUGAACUUCAAGCAUACCAAAAACGUAUCCAUGCUGAAAGAAAAGAAAAACUUGCAGCUAAAGUGAGAGAUCGUAAAAACCAAAACUUGUUGAAUGCUGAUGGUAUCGAUGAUGAUUCCAGUGAUGACGGUAUUUCAAGUGAAGAAGAGGAAGAAGAAGAAGUUCAAGUAGAACAAGGCACCACCGAUGGUACUACUGAGAGUAAAGCAUCAAGUACAAAGGUGACUAACUUACCAGCAAAUCCAGUAUUAGACGUGACCUCCCAUGAAGCAUUCUUGACCGAUCACAUUAAAAAAUCUUUAGAGCAAAAUAAACCUCUUGAUAUCAAAAUUACUCACAAAUUAAAGCCAAGACAAGCAAUGUUUCCUUAUUUUGUUACUUCACAUAAACAAAAAUUCGAUGAUUAUGGUGAAGUUAUUGACUUGAAAGAUUUCGAGAAAACUGAUGAAGUCUCGAACAGCAAGAUUAUCUUGGAAGGCAAAAAGAAGUUCGAGCAAAACGAAAAGAAAAAAUGGGGUGAUGACUAUGAUAAGAAUGGUAGGGAUAGAGGUAAAAGGGGCCAAGGUAAGAAUCAAAACAAGUUGACUCCUCAAGAAAUGUUGAACAAUCAAUUAUUACAAAAGAACUUGGAUACCUUGUUUAAUCCUAAGAAGCGUAUACCGCUUCAAGCUGGUUCUUCAUACUCAAAGAGUUCUCAACUCAGCGUAAGAUGUGGUCUCUCCUUCGUCGACUUGGCGGGUUUGGUGGAUAUGAGAUCUUUGAGUAUUAUCGUGUCGUCAUUAAAACCAUACAAUGUACUUUUAUUGCCAGAUUUCACAGUAUAUGAUCAAGAAGACAAAGAAUUGAACGGUCUUUUGAGUGUUCAAUCUAUGUUCAAUCAGCAACAGGACGAUCAGAAGAAAGACCAAACAAAGAAGGAUCUCUUCACAUCUUCGAGAUAUCUUUCUUUGACCAAUAUCCGUAGUGGGAUUUCCGGUACUGGUGCUGGAGUAUCCAUUGGGCCAACAAAAAUGAACAUUGUUCCUGUUGCAAACAAUCAUGCAAUCAAGAUUGGUGGUGAUGGAGGAGAAGAAGAUGAGGAGGAUAAUGGUAUCGGUUUAAGCAACUUCGAAGCUCAGCUUGAUGAAGAGCUUGUUGAAGAACUCAACUGGCAGAAUAUCGAUGGUAGCUAUAGAGUGGUCCAGGUUUUCGGGGAAUUAGAAUUAAGAAACCAAAACUUGGAAAACAAGAAGAAAAGAGAACUCAGUGAUUAUUUGAGUUCGUCCACUCUUUUCACUCUUAAGAAAAUCAAGAAAGCUGAAUAUCUACAAAAGGUUAGGGAGCAGACCUCGGAUACUGCUGUGAGUGUCGCCCAAACCAAAACAGGGCCAAAACUUGCCAUCGGUAAUAUCAGAUUGCCAGAAUUAAAGAAGAAACUUCUCAGUAGAAAUUUGAAUGCUGAGUUUAAAGGUGAAGGUACCUUGGUUGUGAAUGAUAAAUUGAUCAUCAGAAAAGUGGCAUAUUCCUCAGCAGAAGGGGACGACACCGGUGACAUUGUAAUUGAUGGCUCAAUGGGUCCCCUUUACUACAUCGUGAAGGACUGCAUUAGAGAAAUGCUUGCUUAUGUAUAUUAGUGAAUGAAUAGAGGAACCGAACAAUCCUAUGAGGUACCUUGUAGAUGUAUGUAUGAAAUUUAUUUAGGAACAAUAUUAUCCUGAACAGAUUAUUUCAAAUGUAGCGGAGACGGUAAAAUACUAUACCUGUCCGAUUUGGCUCCC